AUGGCUGAAGAACACAAGAAGGACCUUGGCCAAUCCCAAGUCAGCAACUUCGACGACAAGAUGUUAGGAGAGAUUGAAGAAGUGAAUGUUGUUGAGGAUCAGAAUUAUCUGGCACAGCAGAAGAGCCUGGUUCGGAAGCUUGACUGCACUCUUAUGCCAACUGUUUUCCUUCUUUACUUAUUCAACUAUUUAGACAGGAAUAAUAUCUCGCAGGCAAAGCUGGAUACAUUUGAGAAAGAUCUAGGAAUUGAUGGGAACCAGUUCAACCUCCUUCUGUCUAUUCUGAACGUCAGCUACAUUCUGAUGCAAAUCCCGAGCAACAUGAUUCUUACCCGAGUUCGUCCUGCGAUCUAUAUACCAUUCUGGGUUUGUACGUGGUCCUGUGUGUCUGCUGCAACAGCCGCAUGCCACAACUUCUCUGGAAUCUUUGCCAUUCGUUUCUUUCUUGGAAUAGCAGAGGCUCCCUUCUUCCCAGGCGUAUUCUUUCUCCUAUCCUGCUGGUACACAAAGAAGGAAUUAGCACUUAGAUAUGCAUUCCUAUAUUCCGGCCUCAUCCUUGCGACUGCAGUCUCAGGAUUACUAGCCGCUGGAAUUUUCGCUGGCUUGGGUGGUGUGGCAGGUUUAGCUGGGUGGCGCUGGCUCUUCAUCAUCGAAGGUGCAGCCAGCCUCCUUCUAGGGAUCGGCGCAUUUUUCCUGCUUCCCAACUUCCCCUCGACUACUAAAGCUGGCUGGUUGUUUACUGCUGAAGAGAUCGAGGUCGCCCAAACGAGAAUGGCGAGAGAGGCUAUCUCCAACCAGGAUGACAACCACUCAGUUCUCCAUGGACUAAAACUUGCGGUUACUGACAUCAAAGUCUGGAUUUUUGCCCUCAUGCUGUGUUCAAUUCAGAGCGCCUACGGAUUCAAUUACUUCUACCCCUCCAUUGUUCAAGGAUUUAACCUCGGUAGUCGAACCAUUACGCUCGUUUGUACUGCUCCGCCAUACUUUCUCAGUGCCCUCACAGCUUGGCUCAACUCUUGGCACAGUGAUCGUGUAGCUGAGAGAGGUUUCCACCUUGCGGGUCCUAUGCUCGUGGCCAUCGUUGGUUUCAUCAUCAGUGUAGCCACCGUUAAUGUGCCCGCUCGCUACGUUGCAUCCUUCUUCUAUGUCUGCGGGUGUUUCGGUGCGAACGCUUGCCUAUAUAGCUGGGCGGCCCCAUCUGUCAACCAAACACCAGAGAAGCGAGCUUGCGCAACGGCUAUGAUCAACGUCAUUGGUCAAAUGGGAAGCAUCUGGAGCCCUUAUUUCUUUGACCCUAAUGACAGUCCUAGAUACACUCGAGCUAUGAUCCUUCUCAUGGCGUUUGCGAUUUUCCAGGUUUUCCUUUCCUGCCUCAUGAAAUUUAUUCUUCGCAGGGAGAACAAGUCAAUCUUGGCCAAAUUUGAAGGAACGGGCAGAGUCCCGAAUCUGUAUACGCUGUAA
Clonostachys byssicola is the source of this 1461-nucleotide messenger RNA. The record is from the annotation of a GenBank genome assembly. NCBI's taxonomy places the organism in Eukaryota, Fungi, Ascomycota, Sordariomycetes, Hypocreales, Bionectriaceae.